UUGUAGCCGUCGCGUGUCCACUGCUAGUGCAUCGACGGCCUGUCCUGCCACCAUCAUCUGCUAACCUGCACAGCAAAGCACCAGCACUGAUCCUAUCUCAUCCUCAGAUUACGUAAUCCACCGACGCUCCCGAAUCUCUUGCUUCGAUCAGCUAGCUUAGAACAAGUAACAAGUGGGCACUGUCCACACUCUCUCAAAUACAAUAUGGUUUCUUGUACAAUGUAACCCGCGAUACCUUGAGUCGUUCAAGAUGCUGAGCUUGUCCACCAUUACAAUUUACGUGUUGCACCCAUAAUUUUCACUACACAAAUGCGUCCCGUUUCGCACGGCGUACUCGGUCGGUGCCUGGAGACAAACGCUCACCGUGUAGGCGAGGCAGUUGGUCGCGCAAGUCGAAAAGUUCGCAUAGACAUACGCGCGCGCAUCAUCGGCACACAUCCAUCAACGCGAACACCACAUCCCGAGCCUUCACCCCCGUUAAGGACUUCCCAACGAAUCACAACAUAACCGCACUUCCGGGGGUGCACAUGCUACGCCGUUCAAGCGCGUCGGUGCGACGGUCGCAGGGUGGAUAAGCGUCGCGUUUCGUCGUCUGCC
Fomitiporia mediterranea MF3/22 is the source of this 597-nucleotide messenger RNA. RefSeq lists its product as uncharacterized. The record is from RefSeq and is a predicted model, not a curated record. Bases 310 to 507 code for a protein of 65 amino acids. The transcript has 2 exons. NCBI's taxonomy places the organism in Eukaryota, Fungi, Basidiomycota, Agaricomycetes, Hymenochaetales, Hymenochaetaceae.